AUGAUGAUGAGAGGUGGUGAGAGAGUGAAGGAGUUUCUUCGACCCUUUGUAGAUUCCAAAGCUUGGGACUUUUGUGUUAUCUGGAAACUUGGUGAUGAUCCUUCUAGGUUUAUUGAAUGGGUUGGAUGCUGCUGCAGUGGUUGUUAUAUUGAUAAGAACAUUAAGCUUGAAAAUGCAGAAGAAGAAGAAGUUGAGAGAAAGAAAAUGGGUUCUAUAUGCAGAGAUGAACACAACAAGCAUCAUAUAAGAACCUUAGCUUGUGAAGCUCUUUCUCAUUUUCCUCUCUUCAUGCCUCUUUAUCCCGGGAUUCAUGGAGAAGUAGUGAUGUCAAAAUCUCCCAAAUGGUUGGUUAAUUCAGGUCAAGGAUCUAAAAAGGAUAUAUUCAGUACUCGGGUUCUUGUUCCUGUGAGUGAUGGUCUAGUUGAGCUUUUCUCCUUCAUAAUGAAACCUGUUGAUGAAAGCAUGGUUGAUUUGAUCAUAUCGCGUUGUAACGCCUUCUUUGAACCAUUCCCUGAGCAAAAACUGCAAUUUAGAAUCAUUCCUAGAGCAGAGGAAUCUAUGAGUAGCGGAUUGAAUCUCAGCUUUGAAGGCGGUGGCGGAUCAUCAAGCGUUUCCAAUCUUUCCAGUGAAACUCAGAAUAUUUUCGGAAGUUAUCCGAAUGCUCGUUGUAGGGAAGUUUUCAAGGAGGAACAAGCGCCGUGUUUGGUUACGAACAAGGAAGAGGAUAUCCUCGCGCAAGAGACCAUAGAUGUCAAAGCUAACAAGAAGCUACCGAAAGAAAACUUCAAAUCGAAGAAUCUUCAUUCGGAGAGAAAAAGAAGAGAUAGGAUUAAUCAAGGCCUUUAUGCUCUAAGAGCCGUAGUCCCCAAAAUCACAAAGAUGAACAAAAUUGGAAUUCUCGGUGAUGCGGUUGAUUACAUCAAUGAACUGCUAGUGAAGAAGCAGAAACUCGAAGAUGAGCUGAAUGGAAUACACGAGAUUGAAUGCAGAGAUGUAGCUGCAGAGGAAGAAUCUGCAAUAGCGAAUCCAGAAGCUGCGAAAGUUUCCUCUAAACACAACAAGAAAGUGAACAGAAACGAGGUGAAUAUUGAAGUCCAUGAGAUUGGUGAGCAAGAUUUCUCGAUUCGGGUUGCGCAGGAGCAUACAAGAGAUGGAUUCAAGAGGUUGAUAGAAGCUGGGAAUAAAGACGGAAUUGCAUCUGAAAAUCUAAGAGAUUUACUGCUCCAGAUGAUAACAACUUCAGAGUCUGUAAAACAGAGUACAUAA
Messenger RNA from Arabis nemorensis, 1266 nucleotides. NCBI's taxonomy places the organism in Eukaryota, Viridiplantae, Streptophyta, Magnoliopsida, Brassicales, Brassicaceae. The record is from the annotation of a GenBank genome assembly.